Molecule: messenger RNA, 225 nt
Organism: Phytophthora sojae
Lineage: Eukaryota; Oomycota; Peronosporomycetes; Peronosporales; Peronosporaceae
Exons: 1
Molecular function (GO): nucleic acid binding
Source: RefSeq, a predicted model, not a curated record
GACCAAGGAAUCAUUCAUUGUAUUAAGCGACACAUUCUAUCCCGUAAGAUGAUGCAGGCUCUAGACCGGCUUGGUGAAGGGCUAGAUAAUCCCUACGAGGAGGUCGACCAGUUGACAGCGCUGUUGUGGUGCGAGGAUGCCUGGUCAGAGGUUAGUGCUUCGACCAUACGCCACUGUUGGAAUCAUUCCGGACUCGUUGGUAAAGCUGCUCUUCAGUUCAUUUUG